GCCGUCUGUCCUUCCCUUCCUCCCCCGUGCCUGCUGUUUUCCGGCGUCAAGCGUCCCUAGCCGGGGCGGCCGGCAGCCGGGGCCCUCCUGUUUAGAAAAGCAGGAGGAUGAACAGGGAGGUGAGCGUCGAGCUUGAAACCGCUUUUAGCAUAUACCGCUGCCACGCGUGGCCUUUCUCGUAGGCUGCAGUGUCUGCAAGGCAGCUGUGCAGCCUGCAAUGAAAAAGCCCCACCGACGUUCGUCCCUGGGCUGGGAAGAGGGUUCUGCUUAGGCUCUGCUUUCGUGGAUAAUGCAGAAGGCACGGCCAUGGAAAAGAAACCACACUUUGUGAGGAGGGAAUUCCCUCCCAGGGAGGUGUCCUCCAUCUCGUUGGCAUUACUGCUUGCUGCUGUCCUGCUCCUUAAUACCCUUCUCUACCUGUACCUCAACAAGUUUUACGUCUCUUCGGGACGUGCUGAAAUGGACUCCAGUCUCUGCUCUUUCGGGUACUUCAAAUUGGGAGCUGUGAAGAAUUGUUCCCCAUGGCUCUCCUGCGAAGCCAUAAAUAGGGAAGUCAGGAAACUCAAGUGUGUUGGUGAAGGCGCUGUGAAAAAGCUCACCAACUCAGAGAUGAAGGAGGACUUUCUCCAUGGUCUGAAGAUGCUGAAAGCACUUCAAAGCAAGCAUGUCGUCCGCCUGCUUGGCUACUGUGAGCAGCAGUUCACAAUCCUCACCGAGUACCAUCCUCUGGGCUCCCUGAGGGGCCUGAAUGAAACUCUCCAUAUCCCCAAGUACAAAGGCAUGAACACCUGGCAUCGCAGGUUGAUGCUUGCUAUAGACUAUGUCAGCGUCAUUCGGUACCUGCACAGCAGCCCUCUGGGCACCUUAGUCAUGUGUGACUCGAAUGACCUGGACAAGGUCCUCUCUCAGUAUCUCCUAACAAGUGACUUUCAUGUCCUGGUGAAUGAUUUGGACGCUUUGCCUCUUGUGAACAGGAGUGCCGGCAGGCUGGUGAAGUGCGGUCAUCGGGAGCUCCGGGGGGAGUUUGUAGCUCCUGAGCAGCGUUGGCCCUAUGGAGAAGAGGUGCCGUUUGAGGACGACCUCAUGCCCCCCUAUGAUGAGAAGACAGACAUCUGGAAAAUCCCAGAUGUCUCCAAUUUUUUCUUGGGCCACGUUGAAGGAAGUGACAUUGUGCGACUGCACUUGUUUGACAUCCAUGCAGCAUGUAAGAAGAAAGACCCGGCUGAAAGGCCUUCUGCCCAAGAGGUCUUGGACACCUACAGGAAAGUUUUAACUCUGCUUAUUCGGGAGGCGGCCAUGCCUGGUACUAGGGAAAUGUUAUAGGGAAUCAUGAGACAAACAACACAUUGAAGUUGAUGUCCUUUCUAUUUAUUUAGCUUGCCUGAAGGGCAAAAUCUCUGUCCCCAAAACUGAGAAGAAAAGAACAACUGAGCUUGUACUUUUUGAUUAAAAAAUAAAAUAAAAAUCCACCCGAUGCUGGA
Messenger RNA from Grus americana (Whooping crane), 1481 nucleotides. It is a transcript of the gene POMK, whose product is annotated as protein O-mannose kinase. Gene Ontology annotation, molecular function: protein tyrosine kinase activity; ATP binding; carbohydrate kinase activity. Gene Ontology annotation, biological process: protein O-linked glycosylation; carbohydrate phosphorylation; protein phosphorylation. Bases 307 to 1323 code for a protein of 338 amino acids. The record is from RefSeq and is a predicted model, not a curated record. Lineage: Eukaryota; Metazoa; Chordata; Aves; Gruiformes; Gruidae. Gene Ontology annotation, cellular component: endoplasmic reticulum membrane. The transcript has 2 exons.